UGAUCAUGAGAGUAGUCUAAAUAUAGUAAUAUUGUAUCGCGGAAAAUGUAUUUCCCCCCGGAAAUAUGGGACCAUAUAUUUUUAUACGCCGAUCCGGUGACGCUCACAAAUUUGAAAACAGUUUGUCAACACUGGAAUAAAAGUAUUGAUAAAAUCUUGAAGCAAAAUGACCAUUGGUACAGAAAAUGUAAAACAGAAAUUCCAGAAUAUUUUUGGAGCACUUUCUGCAAGACAUUGAAUCCAAAGAAAUAUUACACUAAGUUUCAUGAGAAACAUGAUGCUGAAAUGUGGAUGGCAUUAUACAAAUUGUGGAUUACAUGUAAAAAUACAAUGAACUGGAAUACAGAAAAUGUAUGUAUUGAACCAUUGCGAAGACAACAUCAUGCAGGACAGAUUACAUGUGUAGAAACUUCAGGAAACUUAAUAGCAAUAGGAACAAGUGAAGGAUACAUUUAUUUCUACGAUAUGUGUGCUUUACAAAAGGGCCCAGUAUACGUAGCUGAUCAUAUGGAAUAUAUAAAUACUGUACAAUUUAUCACAGAUGAAACAAGUAUUAUUUGUGUCUCCCGUUCUGUAAAUGGUCACAUAAGUUUUUGGGAUGUUAGAUUAAAGAAAUUAAUUGAAAAAGCAAGGGGAGACUUGAUUUGUACAAGUUACAGUUAUUGUUAUACUGCUGCAUAUAACCGGAUAGUUAUUGAAGGAUCAAUACCUAGAACGGUAUAUGAAUUUGAUACAGAUAAUAUUAUUGCUAUCGGAGCAGAUAAUGAGGAGGUACUUUUUUAUACGCAAGAAGGACACUUUGUACAUUUAAGUUUGAACACGCCGAGUGGGAAUUAUCUAAAUUGGACGUCCAUUAAACCGCCAAAUAUAAAAAUUCGUCAUUAUUACAUAUUUAAACCUGAUGCAGUUGUCUGUAUUACAGACAAUGGAUAUUUAGGUUUCUUGGUGAAAGGUAAGGAAUGGAUAGUGCAUAAUCUGUUCCCAAUUUUACAUGGCACUCCGACUACAGUUUUAGUAUACGCUAACGUGCUCAUCGUCGGCUUAGAUUGUGGCAACGUUCAUGUAUAUUACAUAAAUGAUUUUGAAACGAUAAAUUUCAAUACUAUUAGUUCUAAAAAAUUUACUCUUGAUUACACAGCAGUCAUAUCAUUGAAUAUACUUGUUCAAGUUGAAGCGUAUUUAAUAAUUUCUUACAUAAAGAAGGUUUGUAUCGUGAAAUUAAAUUAA
Molecule: messenger RNA, 1227 nt
Organism: Dufourea novaeangliae
Lineage: Eukaryota; Metazoa; Arthropoda; Insecta; Hymenoptera; Halictidae
Exons: 9
Coding region: 46-1227 (393 amino acids)
Molecular function (GO): protein binding
Source: RefSeq, a predicted model, not a curated record